Striga asiatica is the source of this 1891-nucleotide messenger RNA. The record is from the annotation of a GenBank genome assembly. Lineage: Eukaryota; Viridiplantae; Streptophyta; Magnoliopsida; Lamiales; Orobanchaceae.
AUUCAAUAAUUAUCAUUAUAUAUCCUGAGGUGAUGAUAGCCAAUAUAUACUCACAACUCACGACCCAUAAAAUUACCAAAGAUCCGCCUUCGCUAUUCUCUCCUUAUGGCCACUCUCCAGCAUUCUUUAAUUUUCCGUUUGCUGGAAAUUCUGCUCUAUUCAUCGCUUUUAUUAGCUUUAUUUCCAUGCUUCACAGAGAAAAGCAAGGCCAUGGCCAACACUGAAGCCCAUUUUCAUAACGUUCAAAUUAGCUCUCUUUUGCCAGCCGCAAUUUGCAGUCACUCCACAGGUUCCACCCAGAGGCAGAGGCAAUCAGCAGCAGCACUGGAAGUUCAUCACAAUCACGGCCCAUGCUUUUCCCAGCAAACCCAAACCAAAUCCAGCCCACCACCCUUAUCCAACAUUCUCGCCCACGACCAAUCCAGAGUCAAAUCCAUCCAGGCCCGCAUCAACCCCAGCCCAAGCCCAAGCCCAUUCAAAAACACAAAAUCCAACCUCCCAGCCCAGCCCGGCAGAUCUUUCAACACUGGCAACUACAUCGUCAUCGUCCGCCUCGGCACCCCCGAAAAGCCCCUCUCCCUCGUUUUCGACACCGGCAGCGACCUCACAUGGACCCAAUGCCAGCCGUGCGCCAGGUCAUGCUACAAUCAGCGUGACCCCAUAUUCAACCCUUCCUCCUCCACCUCCUACUCCAACAUCUCCUGCACUUCCCCACAAUGCCCCCUCUUAUCCUCCGCCACCGGAAUUAACCCCGGCUGCUCGGGCGCCACCUGUCUCUACGCCGUGCAGUACGGUGACACCUCAUACUCUGUCGGCUUUUUCAGCAAGGACAAACUCACCGUCACACAACAAGACGUCUUCCCGGAUUUCCUAUUCGGGUGCGGAGAAAAAAAUCAAGGCCUGUUUGGGUCCACCGCGGGCCUAUUGGGCCUGGGCCGGGACCCGCUCUCGUUCGUGGCCCAAACAGCUGAAAAAUACGGGCAAUACUUCUCCUACUGUCUCCCUUCCGUCUCCAGCCUCACGGGGCAUCUCGCGUUCGGUAAAAGCGGCAGCGAGGCUCCAAAUAACGUCAAGUUCACGCCUUUCGCGGGCUCGCGGGGGAAUUCGUUUUAUUUUGUCGAGAUAGUCUCGAUUUACGUGGGCGGGGCACAGGUGGCGAUUGACCGCUCGGUUUUUCAGACAGCUGGCAGUAUUAUAGACUCGGGGACGGUUAUUACCCGGCUGGCACCGGGGGCUUACGGCCCGAUGAGCGCGGCUUUCCGGAGGCUGAUGGGGAAGUACGCGCGGACGGGGGCGUACUCGCUUUUGGACACGUGUUAUGAUUUGGGGAAUGCGACGAGUAUUGUGAUUCCGGCUGUGAAGUUUGUUUUUGAAGGGGAUGUGGAAGUGGAGCUGGCGGCGUCGGGGAUAUUGGUUGCCGUGGGGCCCACGACGGUGUGUCUGGCUUUUGCGGGGAAUAGUAGGGAGACCGAUGUGGGAAUAUUCGGGAAUACGCAGCAGAAGACGCUGGAGGUGGUGUAUGACGUGGCGGGGGGAAAAUUGGGGUUUGGGGCUGGGGGUUGUGAGUGAGUAGAGGUAAUUAAUUACUUGGAAUUGGAUGUCAUAAUGCUGAAUAAUGUGUUUGAAGAAAAUGUAUAAUCGAUUGAAAAUUUGAGAGAUGAACGAAUUAAGGAGAUCUCUCCUAACUAAUUUAUGAUUCCUAAAAAAAAUGAGAUCAUUGCGAUUGUCUUAGCUCCUUUCCUUCCCUAACAAAAAUCAUCUAUUGGGUCAAAAAAAUAUUUCAAUAUACUACCUUAUGGGAUCUUUUAGCUUUUGGGAUACUUCAAAAAAUUAUCCCGUGUAAGUGUGUUGCAUUAGAGUUAUUUGGGACACUUGUUUGGGACAUUUAAAA